CAAGGCCCCGAGGUCAUCGCAGGUACGCUCAAUCUCUCCUCCUGCGCUCCGUCGUCUCGCGGCGACCAGACUCCUUACUCUCCCGGGAGACAGCUCUGCUCCCCCGCAUGAUGCCCAUCUCCCAGCUUGCUUGGCUGUCGAUCUUUACCAAGGGUGCUAUACUAACAUGCCACUUUCUACCAACAGGACAAAUCUUCAGCUACCCAGUCCGACACACCUGGGAAUUCACGAGCGAGAACCCCAUCCGAAGCGUCUUCCCACUAUGGCCCGUCUACGGUCUCCCCAUGCUCCUACUCCGAUGGCUGUGGAUCGGUAACGGAAAAGAUGGCGAGAUCCCCCGAUCGCCCUUCGUUUUGGAAGAUUGGGCGCUUCACGAGUUGAUCCAGUCACCCAGGCACCGUCGCGUCGCUGUCCUGCUGGUUGCUUCCUCCUACGUGACCUGGACUUAUCAGACCCAUACGUUCUCCAACUCGGUGGAAACACUAGUGGUUGCGUGGAGUCUCGUCCUGAUUCAGCGUCUCGCCGAUGCACGGCAACGAUCAUGUGUCCUAUCCUCUACUAUUCUUGGAGUAGUCGCCGUCUUCGGAGUAUUCAACCGAAUCACCUUUCCAGCUUUUAUCUUCGUCCCUGGGCUUCGGUUGAUCCCCGUCUUCUGGAAAAGGCCCGCAUCUUUUGCAGCCCUGGUUUUGGCUGCCCUUACGACCUCAGUAAUUGCCAUUGCGCUGGAUACCGCAUUCUACCUCCCUGAACCCGUUACCUGGGCCGGUCUAAUCAACAACCCCGUAAUCACCCCUCUCAACAACUUCGUCUACAACUCCGCGACCGAGAACCUGGCCCAGCAUGGCAUCCAUCCUUGGUAUCAGCACAUGGUCGCAAAUUUGCCGCUAUUGCUAGGUCCCGCAGCAGCGCUACUCAUUUUCAAACCCGACCUCUCUCUACGACUUUACUCGGCGAUUUCGGGUCUCCUCGUCCUAUCGGCCUUCCAGCAUCAAGAGGCGCGAUUCCUCCUACCGACCGUUCCCCUGUUGCUCUCCUCUAUCCAUUUGCCAAGGAACAAGGUCGUCUUACGCAUUUGGCUAGCCGUUUGGAUUAUUUUCAAUAUCUUCCUGGGCCUUUUGAUGGGCAUCUAUCACCAGGGAGGAGUUGUACCGGGACAGGUGUUUCUAAGCCAGCAGCCAGAUGCGACUCAGGCCAUUUGGUGGAAGACUUAUACCCCUCCGGUCUGGCUACUUAACGGCAAGAACGAAGUGCUCACAACGAGAGAUGUAAUGGGCAUGAAGGGCGAUUUACUGCUUGAGCAGCUGUCCCAACUCGCGACGUGUGACACCCCCGCAGAUCGACGGAGCCAGGAGUAUUUGAAGGAGAAGAACGGCACGUAUCUGAUUGCCCCGGCGUCAGCGACGUGGCUCGACCCCUAUCUCCCGAACAAGGGGUUGGAAGGACUGCGAUUUAGGGAGGUUUGGCGUUAUCGACGGCACUUAAAUCUGGACGACAUGGACUUUGAGGACGAUGGCGUUUGGGGCACCCUGUCUAGAGUAGUUGGGCGGCGGGGUCUGGUUGCUUGGCGAGUCACCAAAAGCUGCCCGAAUUGAUACCGGGAUAGGACACACUUGCGUAGACUUAAUUAAUGAUGACCUCAACUUUUUUUCUUGGGGCGGCCCAUGAAUUCA
Messenger RNA from Ilyonectria robusta, 1670 nucleotides. Its product is annotated as Alg9-like mannosyltransferase family-domain-containing protein. Gene Ontology annotation, molecular function: alpha-1,2-mannosyltransferase activity. Gene Ontology annotation, cellular component: endoplasmic reticulum membrane. Gene Ontology annotation, biological process: GPI anchor biosynthetic process. NCBI's taxonomy places the organism in Eukaryota, Fungi, Ascomycota, Sordariomycetes, Hypocreales, Nectriaceae. The coding region runs from base 108 to 1592 and encodes 494 amino acids. The transcript is spliced from 4 exons. The record is from RefSeq and is a predicted model, not a curated record.